AUGGGGAGCACAUCUCAACAGUACUGUCUACGUUGGAACAACCAUCGAGCAAAUUUGCUGGCUGUUUUUGAUGAUCUCCUCCGCAGUGAAGCUUUCACAGAUGUUACUCUAGCAUGUGAGGGUGGAACUUCAGUCAAAUGCCACAAAAUGGUGUUGGCUGCAUGUUCUACCUACUUUCAAUCCUUGUUUUCUGAAGUGCCAUGCCAGCACCCAGUCGUAGUGCUCAAGGACGUCAAGUAUGGUGAGAUGAAGGCGAUACUCGAGUACAUGUACCGAGGUGAAGUGAAUGUUGCACAAGAUCACUUGGCUGCCUUGCUAAAAGUAGCUGAGGCACUCAAGGUCAAGGGUCUCGUCGAAGAAAAUGGCCCUCUUGCUGGACGACAUGGCCACAUACAUGGCCACAGCCACGAUCGUCGUCCUGAUGAUGUGGGGCCCGCUCACUCCCCACCUGGUACCACGACGCCUGCGGCGGCUCCACACAGCAGUGUUUCUCCGACAAACCCUACGGGGGCAACUUCAGGAGCGACUGCAGGCUUUGAUCGCUCCGGACCUUACAAUCUGUAUGGUAAAUCCCCAGUCGGAGAACGAACUGGUGCCGGAGGAGGUGGGGGACGCUUGUCACUGCCAGUGUGGGCAGUUCCGGGUCUGCCCUUGCCUCACCAUCCGGCACCAAUUCCCCCACCGAGUCACCCACAUGCAGCAGCAGCUGGUGUUCUUGGAGGCUGCUACGAUGCGGCUUCAGACAUGUCUCCACUGAAACGCAAGAAACUCCAGAGCCUCUUGCUGAGUCGAGACACACCCAUACUUCGCACUGUGCUCGGACAGGGACAGGGCCAGGCUGACUCUUCCCAGCAGCCGAUGUCUCUUGUAUGUCAACCUGACAGCCAUGAACGCGUGAAUUCCAAUGGAUCAGAUAUUGAUACUGACAGGCAAAUUGUGAAGGCAGAACAGUCUGUUGAAGAGGAAAGGUCACCUUAUACUGAUAUAUCUAACAUGGAUGAAGAUAUCAGUGAGAAGAACAAUAAAAUGAUGCUUUCGCAGACUUUCCCUAAUGACAUGAGAGCUGUAUCAUCUGGAAUAGCAACAUACGUCCCUACGCAGAAACCAGAAUGGAAACGUUAUAAACAGUACACACGGAAUGAUAUAAUGUCAGCUAUUGAGGCAGUACGGACAGGUAUGAGUGCAUUACAAGCUGCCCGCAAAUAUGGUGUUCCUUCACGCACACUUUAUGACAAGGUGAAGAAAAUGGGUAUUACAACAAGUCGACCUUUCAACAAGAGAGGUUCCAAUGUCAGUCCUGGAGGAUAUUUCCCCUAUGGAGGAAAUGGAGGUUCCAGUGCUGUUUUUGGAGGAGGUGGAACAUCAGAAGGUGAUGACCAGGUACCAACAAUGGAACCACUUUUCCUGCAGCAUGCACUUGAUGGCAUGAAACGUGAAAUUGGAGAACGAGAAGUUGCAGUAGCAGCUGCUGCAGCUGUAGCAGUAGCAGCCUCAGCAGGUGGCCCUGGGUCUGGAGGAGGAUCAUCAAGUCCAGGUGAGAAUGGACGCUCCCCCAGUCCUGGGCUUGGGCACAGCCCAAAAUAUGGUAGCCAUGAUAGUGCAACACCAAGCCCACCAGGUGACGGUUCUCAGCCUGGUACAGUUUCCACACCAGUAGCAGAUGAGGACAGAGUUGAAGAUCUGUCGGUAGCGGGUACUCGUAACAAAGAUGGAUUGUCAGCAACUCGAGUAAUAGUCCCAUUGGCUGGAAGGAAGGAUGAUGAUCAGCCGUUGCCUUCAAUGCAACAGCAGCAACAUCAACAUCAUAAACUGUUCAUGCAUUUAUUAUCUUUGUGCAAUAUUAUUUAUGUUGAAUUGUAUCAGAGUCUACAUUUGAAGGACAACUAA
This is a messenger RNA of Schistocerca americana (American grasshopper), 1887 nucleotides long. RefSeq lists its product as uncharacterized. The record is from RefSeq and is a predicted model, not a curated record. Gene Ontology annotation, cellular component: nucleus. Lineage: Eukaryota; Metazoa; Arthropoda; Insecta; Orthoptera; Acrididae. Gene Ontology annotation, biological process: regulation of transcription by RNA polymerase II. Gene Ontology annotation, molecular function: DNA binding; protein binding. The transcript is spliced from 5 exons. Bases 1 to 1887 code for a protein of 628 amino acids.